GGAGGACUCAAUGACUAUUCGUUCGCCGGAACCAGAAGUUAAAAUUUUGGUAGAUAGGGAUCCCGUAAAAACCUCUUUCGAGGAAUUGGCCAGAGCGGGUCAUUUCUCAAGAACAAUAGCUAAAGGGCCUAAUACUACCACUUGGAUCUGGAACCUACAUGCCGAUGCUCACAAUUUCAAUAGCCAUACCAGUGAUUUUGAGGAGAUCUCUCGAAAAUUAUUUAGGGCACAUUUCGGUCAACUCUCCAUCAUCUUUCUUUGGCUGAGCGGCAUGUAUUUCCACGGUGCUCGUUUUUCUAAUUAUGAAGCGUGGCUAAGUGAUCCAACUCACAUUGGGCCUAGUGCCCAGGUGGUUUGGCCAAUAGUGGGCCAAGAAAUAUUAAAUGGUGACGUAGGCGGGGGUUUCCGGGGAAUACAAAUAACCUCUGGUUUUUUUUUGAUUUGGCGAGCAUCUGGAAUAACUAGUGAAUUACAACUCUAUUGUACAAUAAUUGGGGUAUUGGCCUUUGCGGCGUUAAUGCUUUUUGCUGGUUGGUUUCAUUAUCAUAAAGCGGCGCCAAAAUUGGCUUGGUUUCAAGAUGUAGAAUCUAUGCUGAAUCACCAUUUAGCAGGGCUACUAGGACUUGGGUCUCUCUCUUGGGCGGGGCAUCAAGUACAUGUAUCUUUACCGAUUAACCAAUUUCUAAACGCUGGAGUAGAUCCUAAAGAGAUACCACUUCCUCAUGAAUUUAUCUUGAAUCGAGAUCUUUUGGCUCAACUUUCUCCCAGUUUUGCCGAGAGAGCAACCCCAUUUUUUACCUUGAAUUGGUCAAAAUAUGCGGGCUUUCUUACUUUUCGUGGAGGAUUAGAUCCAGUAACUGGGGGUCUGUGGCUGACUGAUAUUGCCCAUCACCAUUUAGCUAUUGCAAUUCUUUUCCUGAUAGCGGGUCACAUGUAUAGGACCAACUGGGGUAUUGGUCAUGGACUAAAAGAUAUUUUAGAAGCUCAUAAAGGUCCAUUUACAGGUCAGGGCCAUAAAGGUCUAUAUGAGAUCCUAACAACGUCAUGGCAUGUCAAUUAUCUCUUAACUUAGCUAUGUUAGGC
Lycium barbarum (goji berry) is the source of this 1083-nucleotide messenger RNA. Its product is annotated as photosystem I P700 chlorophyll a apoprotein A1-like. The transcript has a single exon. NCBI's taxonomy places the organism in Eukaryota, Viridiplantae, Streptophyta, Magnoliopsida, Solanales, Solanaceae. Gene Ontology annotation, cellular component: membrane; thylakoid. The coding region runs from base 11 to 1072 and encodes 353 amino acids. Gene Ontology annotation, biological process: photosynthesis. The record is from RefSeq and is a predicted model, not a curated record.